GAGGCCGGGAUGUUAGAGUGUGGGAGGCGCGGCCGGGUUGCUACAGCUGGAGCUGGGCGGCGGCGGCGGGUGCUGCCUGCGGUCCCUGAGGCUGCACGCCAUGGACGGGCUGGAAGAAAAUGGAAGUGUUGUCCAAGUUGGAGAAUUGUUGCCCUGCAAGAUUUGUGGAAGAACAUUCUUUCCGUUAGCACUGAAAAAACAUGGACCCAUUUGCCAGAAAACUGCCACUAAAAAGCGGAAGACUUUUGAUUCCAGCCGGCAGAGAGCUGAAGGGACUGACAUUCCCACAGUGAAGCCUCUCAAACCCAGGCCAGAACCACCAAAGAAACCAUCUAAUUGGAGAAGAAAGCACGAGGAAUUCAUUGCCACCAUAAGAGCAGCCAAAGGUCUUGAUCAGGCUCUCAAAGAGGGCGGCAAACUUCCUCCUCCGCCUCCGCCUUCCUACGACCCGGAUUACAUUCAGUGUCCAUAUUGCCAGAGGAGAUUCAAUGAAAAUGCAGCCGACAGACAUAUCAGUUUCUGUAAAGAACAGGCAGCACGUAUUAGUAAUAAGGGCAAAUUUUCUACUGAUUCCAAAGGAAAAGCAGCCUCUCGGCCACAGUAUAAGCCGUCUCUGCUUAAAAAAUCAAAUCCUCCUGGAAGUACGUCAUCAGGAUCUUCCCGACUGCCACAACCAAGUACUACUAGCAAAGCAGUUGUAGGUGUGGCUACGGGUAAAGCAUCUUCAGUUAACAGUCCUUUGGGAAACAAACCUCAGACUUUAUCUCCUUCUCAUAGAGCAGUAGCAGCCCCUCAGGCAGGUAAGAUGGACAAGUUAGGCCCUCCACUUCGAACUGGAAGACAUGUGCAAAGGUUGUAUGGCAGUGAUACAAAGUCAAACAGUACCUUCAAAAGACAUGAGCUAGUACCCAUUUGCAAAGCUAACACCAAGUCUCGAAAUACCACACCUCCUAGUUUGGCAAGAAAUUCUGUGGCAGGGGUGCUUACCAACAAAAGAAAGACUUUGACUGAGAGCUAUGCAGCCAGGCCAGAUGGAGACUAUACAUCUGCAGUUAAUGGUGGAAACAUUAAAGGCAUCGAGGGAAAUUCAUCUGGACACUUACCAAAAUUCUGCCAUGAGUGUGGGACAAAGUACCCAGUUGAGUGGGCAAAGUUCUGCUGUGAAUGUGGCAUUCGAAGAAUGAUUCUGUAGACAGAAUUGCGAAUACUAAGAGUCCAGGUUCAGAAUUUAAUGAUGAUUGCUUCUUUGACACCCACAGCACUUCUUACAGUUACGUUAUACUAAAGCUAUUUACAGUACUCUUUCCCUUAGUCUUUGAACAUAAUCCAUUGGCUGUAUAAUGUGUUUAUGUAUAUGUAUGUAUAUAUAUUUUGUAUAUAAUAAAUUUCAUUCCUUCA
Mastomys coucha (southern multimammate mouse) is the source of this 1398-nucleotide messenger RNA. RefSeq names its product zinc finger C2HC-type containing 1A (gene Zc2hc1a). The coding region runs from base 101 to 1192 and encodes 363 amino acids. The transcript is spliced from 10 exons. NCBI's taxonomy places the organism in Eukaryota, Metazoa, Chordata, Mammalia, Rodentia, Muridae. The record is from RefSeq and is a predicted model, not a curated record.